AAUUUUCAUCGUUGAACUCGUUAGGCCGUUACUUAUUACCGUUGCCUAUAGAUGUGUUUUCAUUUGCUAGAUUAUUCGAGGGACAAAUACAAUUAUCACUGACUUUUAGUACAUAAAACACUGGAAGUAAACACAAUUAUUAUUUAACUUUGUUUUUCUCUGAUGAAAUAAAUAGACCAGAUGCUUCUUUAUUGAAGACAGAUACACAAUUUCAAUAUGAAUUGUCCAUUUCUUGCAUAAAGACAUAUGUAAAGUUUAUUCCUUCGGAAGUUCAAACCUUAAAAUCACGAAGGUGUACAUUAUUCUUGAUAAAUGUGAACAACAAAUUUUAAGAGUUCGAGUUAUCGGUAAUAAUGAAAGUAACUGUGUGCUUUGAUGAUGUUAAAGUUGUUGUCCCAUGUGGAAACGGAAGCAUUCUGAUUCGAGAGCUAGCUGAAAUGGCUCUUUUAAGGUUCCAGAAAUCCACUUCCUCUUUGCUUCAUACAAAAUGUUGCAUAGAUCAAAAUGUCACAUUGUGUACAGGGAGUCAAACAAAGUCACCAGAAAAACGAAAGCAAGAAAACUAUAAUCUAGAUCAACAACAACACAGACAAAUAAUACCGAAAGAAUUAGAUCAGUCAGACAAUGAUUCUCAUCUAAAAACAGAUAAUCAAAAAAAUGUAUCAUGGAAACUGAAUAUUGAUAGUGAUUAUGAAGUAGAUUCGUUAGCGUUAGCUCGUGAUGGUGGUAUACUGGAUUGGGAUGAUCGUGUUGUUGAUGUGUUAGAUGAUCGUGAACUGUUAGUUGUUAAUUUUCGCAAGAAAACUUCAUUAGCCUCAUCAUCAAUUGCACCAAUAACAGUAACAAUACAAAAAGAAUUACAAGAAUCAAGUUAUAAUCAUCAAAAAAAUUUACAAAAUGAUUUUUCUCUUAGUAACAUUAAUGAUUCUUCAUUAACUACAAUUGGUUUAAAUCAAGUCAAAUUUAAUUAUCCUUUUGGUAAUGAUAAAUUCGAAAGGAAUCAAAUGAAUAAACACAUUACAACAACACCUGUUUGCUGUUCUUUAUAUAAUCAAACUUCAGUAAACAUAUCAUCGUCGACUUUAUUAUCAUCAUCAUUGUCAUCAUCUUUAACUUCUUGUUCACCCUCAAUGACUGGUAGAAUUAUAUGCGAUACAGGCGUAACAUACGUUCAGUUACCAUAUUCACAACGUGAGGAAAAACAACCAUUUCCAAUACUUUCUUCAAUAUCAUCAAUAGAAACAUCAUUACCAUCAUAUUCACAGCCACCUAAACCUCCACAUCGUCAUCCUAUAUUGUCUGCAUUAUCAGAAAGAAUAUGUUUAGAAGGAGAAUCUUGUGAUUGUUUUUUACUAAGAAAAAAUGAUAUGAGCAAUAAACAAGCAAUGUUGACUAAAGAUAAUGAAUUUAGAAUCAAUCAAACAAAUCAAGAUCAAAAUAUUCCGCCUACAGUUCAUUGUCCACAUAGUGCACAUCCUGUUACAACGCUAAUUGGUGGAUUAGAAUAUGAAUUAUAUAGUACAAAAACGCCAGCUGCAUUUAGACCACCUACAAAUACAUCAUCUAUCAUUACUAAACCAACAUUUAAUACUAAACAAACAUCUGUAUCUAUAACAUCUCCAUUGAUUCAUCGAUUGAAUAAACCUACUCCUGUUGAUCCUCCACUUCAUCAUCAUCAUCAUCAUCAUCAUCAUCAACAUCAUCAUCAUGAUACUUCUUUAUUAAAAACAUCACUUUCAUUACCUCCAUUAGCUCAACCAUGUAAUGUAAAUGCAAUAGAAAACAUGAAUCGAUCCUUGGUUACAAAUCAUUUACAACAAAUGAAUUUAUCAAAAUUGAAAACGAUAACAGAUAAUAAUGAUGUUCAUGAUGAAAAUUCCAAUGCAAAUAACAUUAAUUUAAAGCAAAAUAAAUAUCAAUUUUAUGAACAGAUUCAUGAUAAUCAAUAUGAACGGAAUGUAACUAUUUAUCAUGAUACUCCUCCGAAUGUUCCAAACCUACUUGGAAGUUAUUCACCUCAAUCACUUGUAGAUCGGAAUGAAUAUGUGAAUAUCCCACAGUCAAAAUUAAAUAAUGAUCAAUUAUCCUUGACAACAAAUGCAUUUCCUACUUAUAUGAUACUUCCAUCAUCCGUUUCAUCAUUAAAUGAUUAUUUAAUAUCCAUUCCUAAUUCAUUAUCAUCAACUAUAUUGAAUAAAACCGAUAUUAGUAUUAUAAAUAAUGUUAAUAAUGAUGAUUUAUUAAUGGAUACAUCAUUUUUAUCAACAGUACCUGAAGAAGAUUUGGAUAUAGGUGAUAUAACUAGUUCGAAUAAAACAACACCACAACAAAGUCCUUGUAAAAAACUUUAUUCAAUGAGACAAAUCAAUAAUAAUUUGUUAGAAUCAAUUCAGAAUAAUAAUAAUAAUAAUAGUAAUUCUGAAGAUCUUCAUGAUAUUGUCCAUCAUAGUUCACCAAAGUCUUUAUCACCAGUCACUAUAUUACACACUGCACAAUCACUUCAUAAUAAAGAAACUGAAUUGUACAGUAAUUCAUCUAGUCAAAUAUGCUCUGAUGAAAAUGUUGAAUUACAAUCAUUAUCACCAUCAUCAUCGUCAUCACCACCACCAGUGUUAUCAAAAUUGCCUCAAAAUUCUCCAUCUCAGUCACAAGAAAUUUCAGAUAGUUAUUGUGCUCGUCCUAAUAGAAAACAAAAACGUUAUCGAAAUUCCAGAGCACCAGCACCCCCUACACCAACAACAAUAAGCACAACUGUAACAAAUUCACCUUCUACUAUAUCAAUACCUCUUAGUACGUCAAUGAAUCAAUCAGUGAUAGAACCACCACCUCCACCUCGUCGAUCAAUCCAAAAGAAUCCUGAUACACCACAUACUAGUGAUUCAGAUACAGACGACAAAGAUUAUAAGAAUUUAAUGAAAUCUCGACAAAUUCACCAAGUUUCAGAUAAAUCACCAUCAAGUCUUAAUUCCAUGAAUAAAGAAGAAGAAGAAGAACAAUUAAAAGAUGAUAAUUCAAAUUGUGCUUCUAGAUUAAAUCAUCCAUGUCAACAUACAAGACCACAGCAUACAAUCAUAAAUAAUGAUAAAUUACAUCCAAAUCAUUUGAAUCAAUUAAUUACAUCCAUAGAAACAACCAUAGCUACUAUGAAUUUUGAACAGAAUCCAAAUAUCAAUUGUAUAUGCUCAUUAUGUAAUGAUAUCAAACAGAAUAAUCAAUUCAAUCGAUCAGAUUUGAAUAAAUCAAUCAUACGUAAACCAACUCCACCGAAACGAUCACCUAAAACUAUUUUAACCAGCCUUAAUACAUCUCCUAAAUCAGAACAACGUGAAAAUCAUAAAGUCCCAAUGAAUUCAGUUCAAAGUUCUAAUCAGUUAGCAAAUAUUAUGGAUCCUACAAACUGUGAAUCCAGAGUAAUCUGUGACCAUAAAAUUGAUGACGACUGUAACAAUGAAGAUUCCAAGGAACAAACACACCCUACUAUGACUACUACCAGAAAUGGUAGUCAUAGUAGUCAUGAAGGAAGUGAACAUAAUGAGGAGAAGCAAUAUCCUAUGUAUGAUAACAAUAAUAAUAGUAAUAAUAAAAAACAAUCCGAUUUAAUUAUACCAGAUAACAUUGGUCAAGAUAAUGAGGUGAUCAAGUGUUGUGUAUGCAAUUCAUUGCAUGAAAUAGAUGCUGAAGCUGAAAUUCUUCAUAUGACUGAAUUAUUAUCGAAACGUCGUGAAUCUGAAGCUAGACGUCAAUUAUUAUUAGCUGAGAUGGAGGCUGGAAUAGAACGAGAUGAUCGUUUAAGAGUCGCUGCAAAUGCUAUGGCAUUGGCGGUGUCGCCAAUGACAAGUGAUAUUACAUGUAAUAUGGAUAAAUCGGAAUUAUGUAAUGUAUCAAAUUGUAUACACUAUAAUUAUUGUUUACGUCAUCAUCAUCAUCAUGAUCAUCAACAACAAAUUCAUUCUAAUAAUGUUUGCAAUGUACAACAACAUAUUGCACUAAAUCCACCACAUUUACAUUCUAUAGAUCACAGAAAUAUAGAUAAUGAAUUGAUACCGCCGAUAACAUGUUGUUGUACAUCGGAUUGUAUCAGAGAAGAAGAUAUAUUGAUUACAUUACGGAAAUCUUCAUGUGGUUUAGGAUUUAGUUUAACCACAAAACUUAUUCAUCCUAAAUCAACAUUGAAUUCAUCAAUGAAUGAAUCGUUAUUUGCUGUAUAUGUGAAAAAUAUUUUACCUGAUGGUUCAGCUAUAAAAGAUGGACAAUUACGUGUUGGUGAUCGAUUGAUACAAAUUGAUAAUUUAGAUGUAAUUGGUAAAUCACAAGCACAAAUUGUAGCUAUAUUACGAAUUAAACCAGUUGGUAGUAUUGUUCAUUUAUUAGUACGUCGUCAAGUGCAUCAAUGUCAAUUAAAUACAAAUAAUUGUUUAACAUGUCAUUUCUUAUUAAAUUCAACCUAUCAAUGUCCAAAUUUAUUAAAUACACCAAUGAAUCAAAUAACAAAUCAUUUAACUUGUGAGAAAUUAUCUAAUUGGGUUGAUACACGUAAAUGUUCAUCACCACCAUUACAAAUGACAUUAUAUUAUGAUGGAUUAACUAAUUUAGAACGUGUUUAUCAUCCAAAUUAUCCACUUUAUCCAGAUGUGAUACUACUUCGUUUACAUAUUCCACUUAUUCCUAUCAAUGAAGAGAAUGUAGAUCAUCUUAAAAAUUCUAAAAAUUGUUUAGAUACUACUACUAAUACUACUACUACUGAUAAUAAUAAUAAUAGUAAUAGUAAUAACCCAUUAACUACAACAAGUUUACGUCAAAUGCGUCUUGGUGUUAGUGUACGUGAAUCUAAUUCAUCAAGAGCAAGUAAAUUAAAUGAAUUAUCACAGAAUACAAUUAAAUUAAAAACAAAUAUAAAUAAAAAUAAUGAUAAAAUAAAUCCCAUCAAUUCAUUAACUGAUACAUCAUAUAUUGCUGAUUCUAUAUAUGGUGGUGUCAUAGUGAAAUGUGUCAUAGAAGGUGGAGCUGCACAUAAAGAUGGUCGACUUCAAAUCGGUGAUGAAUUGUUGGAGAUUAAUGGAGUUGUUUUGGUUAAUGCAAACAAUCCAUUAAGUUUAUUACGUUCUGUUCUAAGGAAAUUAUCUAAUACAACUGUAAAUGACAAUAAAAAUUGUGAUGAUGAUGAUAAUAAUAUGACUACAACUUCAACAAGUGUAACAAAUAGAACAACCACGACAAUAACAACAUCAACAAAUGCUUAUAGUUCUAUUGCUACUACUGAUACUACUACUAUUACCACUAGUACUACAAGUAAUAUUAAUUCUAUAACAGCUUCACCUACUAAGAAAAAUGAUCAGAAUACAACUUCUAAGUCUACCUUCGAUAAAGAAGAUUCAAUGGAAAUGUUAGAUACAAUUCAACCAAAAGUGGUAGAUUUAUUGAUAGCUCGAUUAACAAGGCAUCGAAGAUCUGCAUCUGGACACACUCUAGCAUCGAACUCCGAGUUUAGUUCAGAAACUUCGACGUCAAGCACUGUGCUAACUGCUACACCAAAGUUUUUACCACCUGUCAAUAAUAAGACUAGUCCUGAAUCAUCAUGUAUUAGUCAAGAACAAUCCAUAGAUCAUCAUCAUGGUAGUCAUCAACAUCACCAACAUCGCCAUCACCAUCAUCAUCGGCAUCAUCGUCAUUUGUCUCAACCACAACAAAAAUGUUACUGUUCAAAUCCUUUAACAACUUCAUCUUCAUUGUCAUCAUCACCUUCAUCACUUACAACAAAUCCUACUGAGAGUGAAACACAUGUUACUACAAUCAAUGCUAAUGACAUACAAAACAUGAAUAAUAACGCUAAAAAUAACGAAACACCGAAAAUUAAAGCAGAAAUACAUUCAGUCAAAGUGGAACAGGAAGAUAAUGCUACUGAUGAUGAUAUUAUCAUUACUACUAAAACGACUCUUAGAGAUGACUGUGCCACCUAAAAUGAUUAAAUCAUAGUUACACAGAUUCCUGUAUAGUAAGUCAUUUUACAUAAAUGAUGAUAUCUUACAUUUUCCUAUCAUAGAGAAGAUUUACAAUGCUGUUGAUACCUUUGAUUAUUCAGUGACUCCCUAGUUGUGACUGGGCUCACUCCACAAAUUACCAACUGGUUAGCAGUUGAACAUAUACUUAGAGCGACAGAAAGAGGGAGCCUCACAUGAUCCCCUUUAAAUAUAUAUGUAUACACAUAUAACAGUACGAUGUUUUAUAAACGAAAGCAAAACUCUAAGGAAAACAUCUAUUAUUUGAAGGGAAUUUACGUCUUGAAGUAACAAAACAAUUUUAAGGAUCGUUCAAAAAUUAAAAGGCAUGAAAUACUUAUUUUGUACCAGUUUCAAAUUUGUCACAAUCUCAUACAUGAUGAAACCGAAUAAAUUUAUAUCAUGUAAUGUGAACAAUAUGGAUAAAACUCCUACCGUAUUAGCAAUAAUAGUAACAAUAACAGUAAUAAAUUUUGUAUUAUUUGUUUGAAUCUUCCGCCAACGGGAUGGUGGCUUGGAGUCGAAUAGAAGAUGGCGUUUCGUCCAACUCGAGGCUCUUCAGCUGGAUGUACUCGCAUCCCAGAGCUAAUAUUUACUUCAGGACUCGUACCCAGUACCAUUUACUUCGAGUGAACAUCAACUCUGGGAUUUUGGUACAUCAAGGUGACAAGUACCAAAUAGAACGAAAGGCACGUCCCGGAUACCAUUACUAGAAAAGACAAUUAAGAAAAAUGAAUGAAAAUUAGUUUUCUAAACGUACUUUUACUUCUAUACAUUAGAGAAUUAUUCAUUUAUGUGAAUUAUUAUUGAAAACUACCUCAAUCUCAUUAUUAUUACAUCAUUAUUACUAUUAUUAAUACUACUACUACUACUACUACUACCACCAUUAUUCAGUAGUUUGUCGUUUUUUUUAGCUGAAAUAUAAAAACCGCUCAAAUUUACAUUUGUAAACAACGACAAUAUCAAUAAUAAUAAUAAUAAUAAUAAUAAUAAUAAUAAUAAUAAUAAUGUUAUGCUACAUUCCCUCUCUUGCCUCGUAACCAAACAAACUCUGUCCUCACAGGUAGCGAGAGAAAGAGAGAGAGAGUGAGGGAGAGAGAGAGAAAGAGGGAGAGUGAUCAAGUGAAGGUGUGAGUGAGUGAGUGAGUGAGGGAGGGAGGGAGUGAGAGCGAUUAGUUUAUUCCAUUGUAUAGAAGCCAAAACCAUAUUUUCUAUUAUCAUAAACUAUUUUCUUUCUUUGUUUUUUCCCAUUUUAUUUGUGAAUAAUUAAUUUUUCAAGACAAUGACAAAGUGAAAGAAACGAAUCCGAUAUUGUUUUGACUAAUUAUUUUCUAUUUAUUUCUAAUAUUAAAUAGUUAUUGUUUAUUCAAAAUCUCAUCUAUUGGCUUGUAUGUUUGUUUGUUUUUUCUAUAACGUAUUUCAUUCACAUUUUCAAUUUAUAACAUUGAAUAAGAUACUACUUAUAUUACUAAAUAAACUCACAUUUUUUUAUGAUGAAGAUUUCAAAUCAAUUUUUAGUUGUGACAUAUACAUACAUCAUUGGAAUAGUUCAUGAUGAUUUGCUGUGUUCCUAGUGAUGGUGGCGGUGGCGGUAACGGUGGGGUAGUAUUUAAGGCUUCGUUGUUUCGUUCGUUUUUUUUGUUUCUUACUUUCAAUUAUUUUUUUCGAAUUAUAUGAUUGUAUAAAAUGAAUUGAUCCUUUUCUUGAUUCUCUUGUCUCUACACUCAAUUUUCUUUUCUUCUUAAAUCAUUUUUAUUAUGGUUUAUUCACAUGCAACAUAUAUCGGUUAGAUGAUGAUGAUGAUGAUGAUGAUGAUGAUGAUGAUGAUAAUGAUAUGAAAACUUUAAAAAAAGAAGAAGAAAAGAAAUACAACAUCGAUCGAUGUUUUUUUGUUAUUGUUGUUACUACGAUUAUGUUACUAUGACAACAAUGAUCAUCAUUAAUCCUAUUAAGUUCUAUUACUCAAGUUUUUCCCAAAUAAAUAUGAUGAUUUUCAACAACAACAAAAAACAGUAAAUAAAUAGAAAUGAUCAUUAUUUUUUUUGUUUGUUUGUUUAAUAUAUUCAUGACAGAAUUUACUUCAUCAUGUUGUAGAUACUGAUGUAAAUAAUUAAAUGAUCAUUGAAUAUUUGAUUCUAGUCACUUAGUUGUUUUUCAUUUUCAUAGUCAAAUAGAUUGCUAACAUUUUUAGUGAUUACGUCAUUGCAAUAAUACUCUAUUACAUAAUAAUCGAAUAUAUAUAAAUAUACAUUAAUGUAUAUUCAUUUUCUUGGAUGAAUAUCGUUGAAUGAAUGAUCAUUGAGGUGAGAUGAUCCAUCCACUUUUAUCGUUGAAUAACAAAUGGUUCUUUUUCGUUUCUCUUCUUUUGAUAUACACAAUUAUGAUUUCCACCCCCAUCCUCCUUUCAUGUAUAUUUCUUAUUUCGUAACCAUUAAUAGUAAUAAAAAAACAACGAUUAUAGUUUUAUGCACAGAUAUUAAAUUUAAUUCAUAUAAGAUUUAUGUGAAAUAUAUGAAUAUCUAUUUUAUAUUCCUCUAUUUAAAUUUCUCCACAAAUAUGGAACUCCCCCCUUUUUUUGUUUGAUCUCAUUUAUUCAAUCAACCAACCACCCACCCAGUUACUCAUUCCCCCACCCAAUCAAUUAAUCACUAACUGUCUAUCUCUUUGAAUGUCUGUUGCCUUAUUGAUUCAAAUCAUAAUGACAUGAAUUGAAUAAUUUAUUAUUUUCUUUGAAAAAAAAUAUUCAAUAAUCAUUCAUUUUUCCUUUUUUUCUUUUUUCUUCAUUUCUUUAUUUAUAUUAUUUACUUAUAUAAGAAAAAAAUAUAAAAGAAGAAGAAGAAGAAGAAAAUAAUUCGUUUCAAUGAGAAAGAAAAAAAAAGCAAGAUGAGAAUUUCACCUUUUUAUUUCUCUCUUUCUUCUUCUUUUGUUGUUGUCGUUGUUGUUGUUCGUUUUUUCUUUUUCUUUGUCUUCUUCUUGACAUAAAAAAAAACUUUGUAAACAUUCAAAUCUAAAAAGAAAACGGUUCUUCCAGAUCUUCCUCCCUCUCUCUCUCUCUCUUUCUCUGUCUCUCUCUCUCUUAUUAACUUUUGUUUAUUAUUCUCUUAAUUCAUACUUCUUUCUAUUCGAUGAAUCUUUUGUUUUGAUUUUCUCUCUUUAAAAUGUGUACACAUGACUCACUUAUGUCUAUAUCAUUAUUCAUUGAAUAAAAAAUCAAUAAAUCAAUAAAUCAAUACCAAGAUUAUUAAAAAAAUAAAUUGAUUAAAAAAAUUCAGAUUAUAUAAUUAAAUAUAUUAUUGAUUAAUUA
Molecule: messenger RNA, 9300 nt
Organism: Schistosoma curassoni
Lineage: Eukaryota; Metazoa; Platyhelminthes; Trematoda; Strigeidida; Schistosomatidae
Source: the annotation of a GenBank genome assembly